Molecule: messenger RNA, 3178 nt
Organism: Morone saxatilis (striped sea-bass)
Lineage: Eukaryota; Metazoa; Chordata; Actinopteri; Moronidae
Gene: telo2
Product: TEL2, telomere maintenance 2, homolog (S. cerevisiae)
Exons: 21
Coding region: 167-2671 (834 amino acids)
Biological process (GO): protein stabilization; telomere maintenance via telomerase
Cellular component (GO): cytosol
Molecular function (GO): telomeric repeat DNA binding; Hsp90 protein binding
Source: RefSeq, a predicted model, not a curated record
CGGACAGCGAGCGAAGCAUCACCGGCGGGACAUUCUCGUUAAAACGUGAAGUGACAGUAGGAACUGCGAAUAAAUCCCGUCCGCAGUCGCCAUGGAACUAAAUGUCUGUUUUAUGUUGUUGAUAGAAAUGCCGAGGAGAUAAAACAAGCUACAUAACAUUUCAAAGAUGGAGCCCCUUGCCCCGAAUGCUGAGGUUCGCCUGGCAGUGGCCCAAUGUUUCCGGACCCUCAGUACAUCCACAGACAGCGAAGACAUCAUUCCUGCUCUUCAAACACUCCACUCUUACUUGGAUGAAGGACCAGAGAGUGGGACCACUUCAGUUCAGCGGGCAGAGUUCAGGAGAGCUCACUUCACUCGGACCCUUCAGUUCCUUGUCAGCAACAUCCAGGCCGACUGGUUGCACAGCCUCACAGCAGCCCAGCGCACGGAGCUAUGGGACGGCUUGUUCCUCAGAGGCCCUCCGGAGCAGGCGCUGCUGGUGCUGAUGGAGGGAAUAGGAGAGCUGAGACCCUGCACAAAUCUGAACCACUUGGUCGACAUCACUGAGAACUUCCUCCGGCGUGGUCGACUCGCUGAGCUGCUGUGGUCCUUCUGUCUGGAGGCAAGACCCUCCGACUCCCCCCAGCUCCGAGAGACUCUGCUGGGACGUAUUGUGGCGCUGCCGGACCUCACGGCCAACAGAUUACAUCCAAACAACAGGCCUCUUUUUCUUCCUCAGCAGUACUACCCACUACUGGCCACAGAGAUGCUCACUGCCCUGGAGCGGACCUGCCAAGCACUCAAAGAUGGCACAGACUGCUCCUUGACGUUUGUGGCUCAGACAUUUGGAAAAGUGUGUAUCCAGGGCCACAGUGGUCUGAUGCUGUCAGUGAUGGCUCCUCGGCUGUCUGUCUACACGCGCUCAGACAUGGUGUGGCAGAGGGUUUGCUGGAAGCUGCUGGAGAACGUUCCACAGCGGUGGGUGGAGAGCGUGCUCACUGGACUGGUGCAGGCUGUGAGCGGGCCUGAUGCCUUGGGCAGGAUCAUUGGGAAUCUGGUGUUAACGAAUAAAAAAGCCCAGUAUGUCAUCACUCAUAAACUGCUUUUACUACAGUACAAGUAUGAGACUCGAGUCUUAAGAAUUGUUCUGGGUUACCUCGCAGCAGACAGGGAGCGAAGGCCGCUCCUCAUCCAGGUGUUACGGUCUGUGUCCCAGGCCUGGGCUAACCCCAGUGCAGUGAAGCACACACCUUUAGAGCAGCAGCUGUAUGUCAGCAAGGCCUUACUGCUCUGUGUAAGUCUGCUGAAGGACUCUGAGCUACAGGAGCUACGCUCAGACUUACUUCAGUGUAUGCUGGGCGGCAUGCAGAGCCACCUGGACAGCAGUGUGGUGCGUAUAAGGCGUGUGGGCAUGGUGGUGGGAGAGUGCCUGAGCUCUCGCAUGGAUAUCAGUGGAACCAAGCUCAAAUUCGAGUAUGAUCAGGAUGAGGAAACUCAAGAGCUGCUUUCUCUGAUGACUCCCAUAGCUGUUGAUGAACCAGAGGCUGAGCCUGUAAACAGAGUCGACUCUCCUCCAGACACCAAUGAGACUCCAUCUACUCAGAAUGUUUCAUCUCAAAAUAAAUCAGGACCACAGCCAGACUCCGACCUGGACAGCGAUGAUGAGCUCACUCCGUAUGAUAUGUCUGGCGAUCAGGAAAUAAGUGAAGCCUCCCCACCCCGCUACCUACGAGACUGUCUGGAAACUUUAAUUUCCUCUGAGGACCCGGUGCGUGUGGAGCUCAGUUUGAGAGUUGCAGAGGGUUUGGUGAGGAAGAACGUCUUUGCAACCAAAGAGAUCGGUGUCCAGCUGACCAAAGUGCUUCUUCACAUGGAAGAUAAAUACAGCAUAAAGGGCUUCCUGAGUCUCAGACAGGCGACCAUGGUGGCGCUCACUGUCGCUGACUGUAUCCAAGUGACUCAGUAUUUGACCACAGAGUUUUACUCCUUGAACUACAGUCUUCGCCAGCGGCUCGAUAUCCUGGAGGUCCUUGCUCUUGCAGCGCAGGAGCUCUCUAAGCCAAUCACUGAAAAGGGAAAUUCAUCUAUAGGAACCGCUGCCAGCACUGAUUUGACUCCAUACCCCGGUGACAACCCUGUUCACUGGCGACAAGAAGUCGAGAAGCGCAUUCAAAGCAAGACAAAACGCCUCAGGAAGGGUGCCACACAGCCUGCAGCUAAAGCCACUCCUAACCGUUACGCCCCUGUUGCUGGACACUUUUUUUUCCCUCUGCUCAGGAAUUAUGACAAGCCACAGGUGACCUUUGACCUGUUGGGCAGCGACCAUCUGGUACUGGGCAGGUUGAUCCACACCUUGGGCCUCUUCAUGCAUCUGGCAGUCAAUGCACCGAUAGCUGCACAGAUGGGUCGUGCUUUACUGGACUUUGUGUGGGCGGUGCGCUACCAUGCUGACCAAAUGGUGAGACGAGGCGUCCUCUUCGCUGUUUGCUCAGUGUUUUUGAGCAUGAACAGUCAGAACCUGCUGGUGGACCUCAGUGAUCAGCUGUUUGAGACCAGAACUUGGCUGGCAGAUGUAGCUGAAGGAGACCCUGAUGCGGAUUGCCGGAGUCUGGCUGUACAGAGCCUGGUACUGCUGGAUAAGAGCCUAAAGAAACAGCUACAAGAUCAGCAAGCACUGGGCCUGGAGUCGUGAUCACAGCAUCACUAACGAACAAUGAAAUACUGAAUGCAUCCUCCGCCUGGUCCUCACAGAGCCCGAAGACCUGGAGUAUUGGGGUCGAUGGAAACGAUGUUGCGGAUAUUGGCUGGCAGAGCUUAUCAUAUCCUGGAACACACAGACAGCCAGCAGAAAAAGAGGCCAUGUGUCUUUUUACACCUUUGUUUCACUGUAUUGUUUAGAUGAACAUCUCUGUCUCAGCUCUUUAUAAUUUAUGAACCAGAUAAAAUAUUGAUUGAAUAGCGAAUAGGAUGCCAUUUUUGUGCACCAAUAAAAUGUAUGUCAUGAGGAUAUCCUUUUCAAACCUCUUUCCUGCCCUGGCACAUCUCUCUGUACGGUGGUUGUUUGUUUGCAAAGGACAUCCUGUGAAUAUUCACCUGCAUGCACGCAUUCACAAAUAAUGGAAAAACUACUGCUACUUCCUCUUGUGACAUAAAUGUACAUCUGUAUGUUCUCAACAAUGAAGCAUUUUGAAAUAUACAA